AUGAGCCCACAUACAUCAGUGAAGCAAAAAUCUUUCUGCACAUGUGCAGGUAUUUUCGUGUGGCUAAGCUACUUCCUCAUCCUGGUUAAUCGAAAUCGAGGAGUAAAGCAUCAUUCCCACGGUAGAAAGGAAGUUAUACGACUAGUAGGAAUUUCAAAUAAUAACGAGACAUUUCAUGACUUACAUCCAAGAUGGAUGAUGAUUACAUAUUCUCCAUUUGGAAAUAGAAAAAAUAAUCUAUUCAUCAAAUCAAAGAAUACACCUAGAUCAGUUUCCCCAAGUGAAGUAAGAAUUAAUCGAAAAAUAUUCCAAGUAAGAGAGAAUGCACAAGGGGAAACUAUGAUGACAUUAGAGAGAAGACCAUAUGAUGUUGGAAUUUUGGGAUGUGGUGUAGGAGGGCAUGCUGCUGCCAUAAAUGCAAUGGAAAGCGGAUUAAAAGUUUUACUUUUCACAGGAGAGGAAAAUGACAUUGGAGGUACAUGUGUUAAUGUUGGAUGCAUACCAAGUAAAUCACUUCUAUACGCAACGAAUAAAUAUAGAGAAUUAAAAAAUAUGGCAAAAUUGUAUAAUUAUGGCAUUUACAGUAAUUUGUUUUCCCAAAAAGGGAAGAAAAAUAAUUCACCAUCUGAAAGCAACCAGUUAGUAGCUGAUAGUGUUCAGAUUGAUAUAGGAAAAUUAAAAGAAUACACACAAAGUGUUAUUAACAAAUUAAGAGGCGGAAUUAUGCACGGAUUGAAAACUUUCAAAUUUUCUAAAAAUUCUGAACAUGUUCAGGUAAUUCAUGAAAAUGGGUAUAUAAUUGAUAAAAAUACUAUAAAAGCAGAAAAAAGCAGAAAUGAAUACAAAGUUAGAAAUAUAAUCAUAGCAACGGGAUCAGUCCCAAAUGUUUCUCACAAUGUAGAAAUAGAUCAAAAAAGUGUUUUUACCAGUGAUCAAGCAGUUAAAUUGGAAGGGUUACAGAAUUAUAUGGGCAUAAUCGGAAUGGGUAUAAUAGGUCUUGAAUUUUCAGAUAUAUAUACAGCCCUUGGUUCAGAAAUAAUCUCAUUUGAACACUCUGCACAGUUCCUUCCAAUGCUCGAUAAUGACGUGGCUACGUAUUUUGAUAAGGUUUUUAUCAAGACCAAACCUAUGCAAAUGCACUUAAAUGCACGUAUUCAAUAUGUGAAGUCAUCUCGACCCAACAAACCUGUAGUAAUCGGGUACACUGAAGGGGACACGAAAAAAGUUGCUGACAACGGUGCAAAUACAGGUGUCGAUUACAGCCCCGAGAACAGUGUAAAGGGGAUCCCUAUUAAAGAAACUUAUGUAGAUAGCUGCCUAAUUGCCACGGGCAGAAAAGCAAACACAGAAAAUAUUGGACUAGAAAAAAUGAAAAUUCAAACGAAUAGAGGUUAUGUACAGGUAGAUACACAUCUACGAGCGAAAAAAGAAAAUGAAGAAGUUUACAAUAAUAUAUUUUGCAUAGGGGAUGCAAACGGUAUGCAGAUGUUAGCACACACAGCAGCGCAUCAAGCGUUAAGGGUUAUCGAUUAUAUAAAAGAAAAUAGGAACGAAGAGGAAAAAGAAAAAAACAAAAGCAUAAUAGAUUCUCAAAACAAAUGGAUGAAUAAACCAAUUAUAUAUAAAAACAUCCCAUCCGUGUGUUACACAAAUCCAGAAUUGGCAUUUGUCGGAUUAACAGAAAAAGAAGCAAAACAGUUAUACCACCCUGACAACAUAGGAACAGAAAUAACAUACUACAAGGCAAAUUCAAAAAUACUUUGUGAAAAUAAUAGUAUCGAAUCUAUCAAUGUUCAUAAAAAUAAUUUAUAUAACAAAGGAAAGUAUAACACUAUAGAUAACACAAGUGGAAUGGUAAAAAUUAUUUAUAAAAACGAUACAAAAGAAAUUCUUGGUGUCUUCAUAGUUGGUAAUUAUGCCUCCAUUAUUAUUCACGAAGGAGUACUUGCUAUAAACAUGGGCCUCUCUGUGUAUGACUUGGCUUACAUGGUACAUUCUCACCCUACCGUUAGUGAGGUUCUCGACACAGCUUUCAAGUCUAUCGCUCAGGUUCGUACUCAUUAG
Molecule: messenger RNA, 2064 nt
Organism: Plasmodium gonderi
Lineage: Eukaryota; Apicomplexa; Aconoidasida; Haemosporida; Plasmodiidae
Product: dihydrolipoamide dehydrogenase
Exons: 1
Coding region: 1-2064 (687 amino acids)
Cellular component (GO): oxoglutarate dehydrogenase complex; mitochondrion
Molecular function (GO): flavin adenine dinucleotide binding; dihydrolipoyl dehydrogenase (NADH) activity
Source: RefSeq, a predicted model, not a curated record